AUGGGUUUCGAAAACAAUGGAAGAGGCAAUCGUAAGGGUGGAUUAACUGGAGGCGGUUCCCCAACAGGCACUCCACCUACUUCAAAUCCAACAGGAAGAGGAAACUUUUUUGAUCCAUCUACUGGAGGUUCAUCUACAGGAGGUCCAUUCCAAGCAUAA
Molecule: messenger RNA, 159 nt
Organism: Cavenderia fasciculata
Lineage: Eukaryota; Evosea; Eumycetozoa; Acytosteliales; Cavenderiaceae
Exons: 2
Coding region: 1-159 (52 amino acids)
Source: RefSeq, a predicted model, not a curated record